AUGGCUGGUGACGGAGAGCUGCUCAAGUUGAAGUCGUCGCAGGGCGAGGUCUUCGAGGUGGAGCCGGAGGUCGCCUGCAUGUCGACGCUGAUCAAGAACAUGGUUGACGACAGCGGUACCGACGAGGAGAUUCCGCUGCCGAACGUGAAGACGGCGAUCCUGAGCAAGGUCCUGGACUAUUGCAAGUACCACAAGGACAACGCGCCAGAGGAGAUACAGAAGCCGCUGAAGAGCACCAACCUCAUCGAGUGCGGCGUCUCGGAGUGGGACAGCGAGUACGUCAACAUCGAGCAGGAGGUGCUCUUCGAGCUCAUCCUAGCGGCGAACUACCUCGACAUCAAGAGCUUGCUGGACCUCACCUGCGCGAAGGUAGCCUCCAUGAUCAAGGGCAAGAACACGGAGGAGAUCCGCAAGCAGUUCAACAUCGUGAACGACUUCACCCCGGAGGAGGAGGCGCAAGUGCGCGAGGAAAACCGCUGGUGCGAAGACGCCUGA
This is a messenger RNA of Prorocentrum cordatum, 495 nucleotides long. The record is from the annotation of a GenBank genome assembly. NCBI's taxonomy places the organism in Eukaryota, Dinophyceae, Prorocentrales, Prorocentraceae.